This is a messenger RNA of Peronospora belbahrii, 417 nucleotides long. The record is from the annotation of a GenBank genome assembly. NCBI's taxonomy places the organism in Eukaryota, Oomycota, Peronosporomycetes, Peronosporales, Peronosporaceae.
AUGAAUCAAGCCGAGGAGGACGAUGAAAACCGUCGUUUGUCACUUGUUGUGGUGAGCACGACACGCACUUGGGAUGGUGGAGUUCUAUGCUAUCAAAUGAAUGAAGAGUAUCCGUUUGACUCGAAGCACAAGGAAUAUAUCUAUAUGGCGAUGAGAAUCAUCGAGGGAAGCACGAAUGUGCGCUUAGUGGAUACGGCUACAUGUAAGGCAGAGCGUAUGUCGUAUUGUAACUCGUGUGCAAACUGGGUUGACUUUAAGCAUCCAACAAGUGGUCGUGACUGUAAUUCAAGUAUCGGUAUCACGGACGAGGACCCUCAGGUCUUGAAUCUCGCUGAUCGCUGCUUUGAAGUGGACGAUGAUCUCAAGACUGUGUACGGUUCGGCCUUGCAUGAAAUGUUGCAUGCGUUGGCGAUGUAA